Messenger RNA from Tachysurus vachellii, 1629 nucleotides. RefSeq lists its product as uncharacterized. NCBI's taxonomy places the organism in Eukaryota, Metazoa, Chordata, Actinopteri, Siluriformes, Bagridae. The record is from RefSeq and is a predicted model, not a curated record. The transcript has 5 exons. Bases 91 to 1182 code for a protein of 363 amino acids.
CAGCGCUGCAGUUUAAUGUUAAACGCUUUCGAUACAGUCGUCUGUGAACCCGAGGAAUAGAAACAGGGAAAGAGUGUCAACAUAUGAAACAUGUGGAAGUUUCUUCUACCAGCGCUCGACUGGUCCCACCGUCUCUUAGGGCAAAAGGUUAACAUGUACCAGACCUGUUCAUAUGAAGUUGUGAAGAAUUCAGCCCAGGCUGUUGUCGCGCCACUGAAAAGUUGCCUCAGCUCUCUCGACAGGGUCUAUGAAGCUCUUGAGGCUGCAGAUAUCGAUCCCAUUACUGGGUACUGCUCCAACCAUGAGUACAUCAGACAGCAGAUAGUGCUGGCCUGGCAAAGUAUGCAGCUUUCUGAUCAGGCAGCCACGGCAUGUCUGAGGCAUCUGGAUAAGACGUUGGAGACUCUUACACGGGACAAGGGAACACUCGAAUGGCAGAAGGAUGCUACAAAGUGCACUUUGGACAACUUGAGAACAGAGCAGGCAUCGAAUGAAAAGUUGCUCCUUGAAUCUCUGGGAGCGUUGGAGCAGGCCGAGGAACACCUGAGUUCAACAAAAGAGACGGUACAGAGGCAAGAAAGAAGGGCACAAACUGCUUCAACGGUCGCAGGUGUAGGGCUAGGACUGACAGUUAUACCAUUUGUUGGAUGGGUUGUUGGUCCCGCGUUGGUCAUUGGUAGUAUGAUAGAACUAAAGGAAGCAUCAGAGGCCAUAAAAAUAGCUGAAGAAGAAUUGCAAAAGUUUAAGAACCAAGUGGACACUUACACAAGCAAAGUGCAUGACCACAAGUACCAGAUUGUCCAGACAGAUCUUAACAUCGAUGAGAUGGAUCAGAAGCUGACGGAGAUCCGUAACGAUAUCUACAUGGUGAAAAAGCAGAGACGGAGUCUGGCCGAGUUGCAACUGAAGAUGAGGCGUGCCGUUCACGUCCUGAGUGUCUUUAGCGGCCAGGUCAACGUGUUGGAGCUACACACUCGCAGAUUUAUCCUCCAUGAGUCUGUGCUGCAGGUGAUGGAGGAGGUAAUGAAGUCGGCAGGAGAAAUCGCAGGGAAUGAGCUGCUCUGUAACACGGAAGUCUCGAGACUCAUCAGGAAGAUGAAGCAGACCGACCGACACCUGAGAGCUAUCUGCGCUUCACAAAAUAAUGCUACAGAUGAUAGCGUCAUGCUGAACUACAUAUAACCUUGUUUUACCUUAUCUACAUGUCAAAAUAUCACUAAUAACCAUUUAACACUAUUCAGUUCUUCUAGGAUUCCUGAGGGUUUUUUUUUUUGUGAUUGUUGCAUCCAAACAUGGCAUUUUUCAAAAUUUAUGCUUUUUAUUUUCUUUUGCCAAAAUCACAAGCACAGAAUUCUUCUUUUAAACUCUGUCCACAUAUGUAAUAACUUUCUAUGAGAGCUGUACUUAUCUUUGAGUUGCUUGAAAUAAUGGAGAACCUAACAUUUAUAAAAACACCAUGAAUAAAUUAAAAACAUGGUGAUUUACAUGAUUUAUAAUGCAGUAUGAAGGUGGCUGUUUUGUGUUUGAUAAAGUUUUUUGGCUAUCCCUGGGAGAAUAGUGCAUGAAAAUAUAAUAUAAUAUACAGUGAUUUCUGUAAUCAAUAAAAAUGUCAUGGAGUUUAAACAGACA